This is a messenger RNA of Juglans regia (Persian walnut), 1308 nucleotides long. RefSeq names its product histidine-containing phosphotransfer protein 2-like. The coding region runs from base 164 to 1009 and encodes 281 amino acids. Gene Ontology annotation, cellular component: nucleus; cytoplasm. The record is from RefSeq and is a predicted model, not a curated record. Gene Ontology annotation, molecular function: histidine phosphotransfer kinase activity; protein histidine kinase binding. The transcript has 11 exons. NCBI's taxonomy places the organism in Eukaryota, Viridiplantae, Streptophyta, Magnoliopsida, Fagales, Juglandaceae. Gene Ontology annotation, biological process: phosphorylation; phosphorelay signal transduction system; cytokinin-activated signaling pathway.
CUGGCACAGAUGAGUGGGAAAAAGUCUGAUAUCAUCCAUACGCCUACGCUCCAUUCCGUUCUUCCUCUUCUGCAGACACUCGAGACUCUAGGAAGAUAAUGGAGGAAGCACAAACGGCACCGUAAACUCGACGCGCUUCCCUCCGCUAACUUGUAGGAUUGGUAUGAGAAAAUUUUUAUUGACCGUGGCGUGGUUACGCAUGUUGCCGUCUCUUCGGCAGAUUUUUUCAUCACUAGGAGCGCUGAUGUCUUUUAUGCCCUGUACCUGCAUUCAAGAUAUUGGAGGAGUUCCAACCAUGAGAAUGGUGUCAACACUUCAAAAUAAUAAGGCGGGACAAAUAAGACUGUAUACUGUAAAGAGAGUCUCAUCUUCUGUGUCAACUACUAUUCAGGAUAUUGGUUAUGCCUUUGUGGUUCUAACCGGAGUUGGACGGAUGGACUUGAUUGUAAAAGGUUGGCAAGAUUUUGGGUCUAGAAAACCGGUUCUAAAUUUGACACCUUCUCCUUCGAAAUUGGAGUACAUAUUCUUUCACAAUGUUUUCUCUCAAGGCAAGAAAAUGGCGGAGACUGAUGUCAAGCAACAAAUCAAGGACUACGUCCAGACCAUGCAUGAGCAGGGUAUAUUGGACCACAAUUUUGAGAAUGUGCAAAAUUUGCAGUGCCAAGAAAAUCCUCACUUUGUUCUGGAAAUCAUCGACAUGUUCUGCCGUGAUGCAGAAAUUUGCAUAGCAGAAAUGGCCAAAUAUGUGGAUGAGCCUGUUGUAGACUAUGCCAAGGUGACUGGUUUUAUCCACCAACUGAAGGGAAGUAGCUCAAGCGUCGGUGGUUGUCGGAUUGUCGUUGCCUGUCGUGAGCUUCGAAAAGCUACUGAAAACAAAAUGAAGGAAGGGUGCCUUGAAGCCUGCAACAAGAUCAAACGUGAAUACUUCGUUGUUCGUGACAAUCUCAAUGCCAUAGCAAAGAUGGAGAGGUCAAUCCAUACUGAUGACGCCAUGGCAGGCAUCUUCUGAAGAUCUGGUAGUAUUUGUGCUGUCAGCGCCGCAUCUAUUGAAUAUCAAACUUUCUGUUAAGCCUUAAGUAAUAAGCUCAUCUAUAAGUGAGAAUGGUGUCUGUGUGAUAGUCCAGUGUCUUGUUCCCCAAGUAAGCAAAUUCACUAUAAGUGAACAUGGUGUCUGUUUCUGAGCAGUCCAGUGUCUUGUUUGUUCUGUUAUCUGUUUUCAUCAGUGCUGUCUGUAUCAGCUACUGUACUAAAAUAUAAAAGUGCUUCCUUACCUUAUUAUCUAAUGCCGGGGUUUGAGUAAUUAGUUUA